Molecule: messenger RNA, 1122 nt
Organism: Metarhizium brunneum ARSEF 3297
Lineage: Eukaryota; Fungi; Ascomycota; Sordariomycetes; Hypocreales; Clavicipitaceae
Source: RefSeq, a predicted model, not a curated record
AUGUCCACGAAUAAUCAGGAACCUGCAGGCGGCGAUGUCGACCGCGGCCCUUCAGCUUUGAUUCUGCUCUGGGUCACGGCCAGUAUUGCCAUCGUCAUUGUUGCCCUGCGGAUAUUGGGAAGACGGAUGCGGAAAUCGUUAGGAUGGGACGACUGGACCAUGCUCCUCACUCUUGCGCUCUACGUCGCAUAUGCCGCUAUUCUCACCAGGCUGAUUGGCAUCGGCGGCAUGCGGCAUCUGUUCUAUCUCUCCCCGGAGCAGAGGCUGCAGGCCGGGAAAUGGAGCUGGGUGUCACAACCCUUUGUCAUUAUGGGAUUUGCCACGGGCAAGAUCUCCGUCGGUCUCCUGCUGCUACGGGUCGUCUGGGAGACAGCACACUGGCGCAAGCGCCUCGUCAUCUUCGCCAUCAGCUCAGUCUUUGUCAUUACCGUCAUCAACAUUAUCUUCACCUUUGCCCAGUGCUCUCCCGUCGAGGCCCUCUGGAAUCCGGCCCUGAUAGCGCAAGGGAAAGCAAAGUGCUGGCCGCCUUCGGUCCAGACCGACUUUGCCAUCUUCCUCUCCAGUACGUCAAUUUCAUUGUAUCCUGCUCAGAUGCCCCUGUCGCAAGAGGUUAACCCAUCCUUUUCUUUAGGCUGGAAUAUCCUCACCGACGUCGUUUUGGCCGUGCUGCCGGUGACGUUUAUGUACAACCUGAAGCUGUCAUGGAGGAAGAAAGUCGGCCUAUGUGCGCUCUUGGGACUUUCCUUUACCGCCGCCAUCUUUGCGACGGUCAAGACCAAGUACCUGACGUCCUUGAGCGGACGGUCUGAUAUUACAUGGGAGACAUAUGAACUCUACGUCUGGUCUGCAUCCGAGCUAUUUGUCAUCAUCGUCUGCGGCAGUGUGCCGCCCAUCAAGCCCGUCUACGACUACAUCCUGGGCAAGCCGCCCACCAGCAGUGCUUAUGCAAAUUACGGCAGUGGCAGUUACCCGCACAACUCGGGAAUCUCGAGAGCCUCGAGGAACAGUCGUCCGUCUGAUCCUUUCAAAAGCCGAGAAGAUGAACUCGAGCUCUACCGCCCCGACACCGGCAGCAACGCGCCCUCGCCAUAUCCCAGCUCACACAAGAUAGACCAGUCGUAA